This is a messenger RNA of Soboliphyme baturini, 1633 nucleotides long. NCBI's taxonomy places the organism in Eukaryota, Metazoa, Nematoda, Enoplea, Dioctophymatida, Soboliphymatidae. The record is from the annotation of a GenBank genome assembly.
UAUGGUAACUUUCCUCCCAGAAAUUCUCCCAAAAAAUUGUUAUCCUUUAUAUUUGGUAUUCAAGUCUGCUGUUUUAUAUUUUAUAUCCAUGUUUUAGAUACUGCAAAGGCAGUUGCUCCAACUAACAACUAAACAUAUAUCCGACAAGUCGACGGAAACCGACUCAAAUCUGUCAUGUUUCUCUGAUGAGGCGCGCACCUACAGUACGACACCUUCGCCCCCUGGCUGUGCCGUCGCCUAUUACCGUGUGGAUACUCCGAAGUUGAUUGACACAACCGAAAACAGUAGUGUAACGACGGACCUCACUGCCGAUACCCUUUCUCUAACUUUCGAUAGAACUGAGUCUUUCAGUUCUCCAGCUACGGCUAAUUCUACGCAAAUGCUAAAUGUGCGUCUCUCUGGUAUGCUUAAUCAGAUAGAGACGCUGCAGUCUAGAAUAGUUUCGCUGAAUUCUGCUUCGCGCGUACAAGACGCAAGGGAUAAAAAUACUGCCGCCAAGAAACGCGUUAAGAAAGUAACUUUCGAUUUGACCGACCAGGAGUUGAAACAGGAACUUACGGAAACCUACGAAAAGCUGAAACAAGCUGAGCUCGCUUCAUCGGAUCUUCAUGAGGAAAACGAAGAACUACGGCUGAUUAUUGCAGGUUUAGAACGCAACAUUCAAAAUGACCUUAAAGCCGUUUUCGUCGAGGAAUCCUUGCAGCAGGCCACAAAAGACUUGAAACAGUCUGAAAGCAAGGUGCAGCAGUUGGUGCACGCGAUGAACGAACUGAAGAAGGAGAGGAAGUGUGCGGUACUGCGCGCCAAAGCUCAACAAACGGCGCGAAUUAAGCAUUUGGAAGCUAUAAUCUGUGGACUGGAAGGGGAGCAAGACAAGCAGCUCCUCGAAAUACAGGCGCUGAAGACAGAGAAUGAAAGUCUGAAAUCGUCACUUCUCGACUCUGUACGGCUCAGCGACGUGUCCACGAUUAUCCACAGAUGCAUAAGCAACUCAAUUUCUGACCUGUGGCGCAUCGUCGAUGGUAAGAUCAGUGCAAUAGAUGCAAAAUUCACUGAACUGGUUUCGAGGAUAUCUGAACAGAAUUCAAAAAUCCACAUGAUCAACAGUAAAAAGGUGUUUGACGUGUCGGGAAGCAGUGACGAUCCUUCAGAACUUGCUAACCCUAAAGCUGCAUGCUUUAAUGCCCCUAAAAUUUCCGAAUCGUUUGUACUGGAUCUGUCAGAAGAGCUUCCUGUUGUAGAGCAUGAUAAUGAAGACACCACAGCAGAGGUUUCUGAAAGCGGUUAUAGCGGCUCUGCUGACAUACCCAAAUUUAUUGAUACGACAGAUGCUACGACCUCUCUGACCGCCCCUAGCAUUCGGCAGAAAGUGGCCAAUCUGAAAAUUCUCAAUGAGCGAUUGGAUAAAAUUGUCGAAUCUAUAAUGGGACGCGUCCGACUUAACCAGCUGCCUCUCACGUUGCUUCCGUCAUCGAACAAAGUUUCGUUGCCCGAGUUAUCAGCUGCCGCGCAGGCUUUUGGCGGGGAUUCAGACAGGCUGCGAAAAGUUGGCGAUGAGAACCUGCUCAUUGCCUUCUCGCAGCAUGGGGCGCAGCAGCACGAUAACGGCUGUCGAAGACCACGACUACGCUAG